Messenger RNA from Moesziomyces antarcticus, 324 nucleotides. RefSeq names its product POZ domain-containing protein. Gene Ontology annotation, biological process: ubiquitin-dependent protein catabolic process. Gene Ontology annotation, molecular function: protein-macromolecule adaptor activity. Bases 1 to 324 code for a protein of 107 amino acids. The transcript is spliced from 6 exons. Gene Ontology annotation, cellular component: elongin complex. NCBI's taxonomy places the organism in Eukaryota, Fungi, Basidiomycota, Ustilaginomycetes, Ustilaginales, Ustilaginaceae. The record is from RefSeq and is a predicted model, not a curated record.
AUGUCGGCUGAUAAGAGCGUGCAGUGGGUAACGCUGGUUAGCGAGGAUGGAUACCGAUUUCUCGUGGACAAUACGACCGUGAUGGCUUCGCCGACGAUCAAGACCAUGCUGUCGAUGGGCGAGGGUGGCGGCUUCGCCGAGGCCGAGAGCAACACUGCGCGUCUGCAGAUCCGAGGAGAGGUGCUCGAGAAGGUGAUCGAGUAUCUGCACUUCAAGACCAAAUACGGCGCCGCAGCCGACGUCGAUAUCCCCGACUUUAAGAAUCGCAUCCCGCCCGAAAUCGCACUCGAACUGCUCAUGGCAGCCGACUUUUUGGAGUUGUGA